GGUAAUUUGGGAUUAGUAUAGGAGGGUUUUGCUUGCACCAUCAUGGUCUUUUGGUUUUAGUUAGUUGGGCUGAUUCAUUCAUAUACUAUGAGUGAAGUUGAUGAGUAGGUAGAUGAAGAAACUAGAGAUCAGGUUGAGGGCAAAUUAGGGUUAUCUUUGUCCAAUGGAGAAAGGUGUGACAUACAGAGAGUGCAUGAAGAAUCAUGCUGCAGGUUUAGGAAUGCAUGCUACUGAUGGGUGUGGAGAAUUCAUGGCAAGCACUGAGUCAGCUCUAAAAUGUGCUGCAUGCCACUGUCACCGUAAUUUUCAUAGAAGAGAAGAAGGAGAAGAAGGAAGAGGAGAAGGAGGAGGAUAUUAUCAUUAUAAUCAUCAGCCCUGGAAUUACUACCACCAUGGUCAUAUGGCAUCUUCUCCAGUGAGCUCUGUCAUACCCAUGAACUUCAAGGAAGAGGAGCAGCAAGGCCUUCAUAUAUGUUGUUCCUCAUCUUCUAAGAAGAGGAGAUUUAAGACCAAGUUUUCCCAGGAGCAGAAGGCCAAGAUGCUUCAAUUUGCACAUACUGUGGAAUGGAAAAUGCCCAGUGAGGAUGAUGCAGCUGUGCAAUGUUUAUGUGAAGAGGUGGGUGUGAGUAGGCAGGUGCUUAAGGUCUGGAUGAAUAAUAACAGGCCCAAAUGCCCCAAGUGAUAUCUAGUUAGUUUUACUUCUCUUUUACAUAGACAGAUACAUAUACAUAUAAAAAGUUUUCAGUGUCCAUAUUGUACAAAUCAGAGGCUUUUUGUUUAAGAUGAAAGUAUCAUGUUCAUAUAUAUAUUCAGGGAUUAUGGCUUGUAAUUUGAAAUUAAAGACAUGAGUUAUGAA
Messenger RNA from Cryptomeria japonica (Japanese cedar), 856 nucleotides. RefSeq names its product zinc-finger homeodomain protein 7. The record is from RefSeq and is a predicted model, not a curated record. Gene Ontology annotation, biological process: regulation of DNA-templated transcription; regulation of developmental process. Gene Ontology annotation, cellular component: nucleus. The transcript has a single exon. Gene Ontology annotation, molecular function: transcription cis-regulatory region binding; DNA-binding transcription factor activity. The coding region runs from base 164 to 682 and encodes 172 amino acids. NCBI's taxonomy places the organism in Eukaryota, Viridiplantae, Streptophyta, Pinopsida, Cupressales, Cupressaceae.